Microcebus murinus (gray mouse lemur) is the source of this 4883-nucleotide messenger RNA. Lineage: Eukaryota; Metazoa; Chordata; Mammalia; Primates; Cheirogaleidae. The record is from RefSeq and is a predicted model, not a curated record.
GGCUGUGGGAGGGUGGGUCCGCCCGCCUGUUUACCGACCGUCGGCUGUCCUCGGCUGGACGCGGGCCGGCCCUGCCACCUCUCUUCCUCCAGGUUGACCCCCAACUUCUUUUCCUGCCAGAUACGAGUCGGAAUAGCUAUUCACAGUCAGACAGAACCACUUAUCACCUUUUGCAGUAUCUCCUGAGGAAGUCAGAAUCUGAGCCAGCAUGAAGACUGAAUCUUGUCUUUGGUCUGAUUUAUAAAUCGUACUUUUAUUCUAACCAUGUGCAAAGUGGAGGUUAUAGCAUGGAAACUAAAAUCUUACUUCCUGCUUGACAAAACUCACUUCAAGAAGUGCACAAUGUCAGAACGUGGAAUUAAGUGGGCUUGUGAAUAUUGUACGUAUGAAAACUGGCCAUCUGCAAUCAAGUGUACUAUGUGUCGUGCCCAAAGACCUAGUGGAACAAUUAUUACAGAAGAUCCAUUUAAAAGUGGUUCAAGUGAUGUUGGUAGAGAUUGGGAUCCUUCCAGCACCGAAGGAGGAAGUAGUCCCUUGAUAUGUCCAGACUCUAGUGCAAGACCACGGGUUAAAUCUUCAUAUAGCGUGGAAAAUGCAAAUAAAUGGUCAUGCCAUAUGUGUACAUAUUUGAACUGGCCAAGAGCAAUCAGAUGUACCCAGUGCUUAUCCCAGCGUAGGACCAGGAGUCCCACAGAAUCUCCUCAAUCCUCAGGAUCUGGCUCAAGACCAGUUGCUUUUUCCGUUGAUCCUUGUGAGGAAUACAAUGAUAGAAAUAAACUGAAUACAAGGACCCAGCACUGGACUUGUUCUAUUUGCACAUAUGAAAACUGGGCCAAGGCUAAAAAAUGUGUUGUUUGUGAUCAUCCCAGACCUAAUAAUAUUGAAGCAAUAGAGUUGGCAGAGACCGAAGAGGCUUCUUCAAUAAUAAAUGAGCAAGACAGAGCUCGAUGGAGGGGAAGUUGCAGUAGUGGUAAUAGCCAAAGGAGAUCGCCUCCUACUACAAAACGGGACUCUGAAGUGAAAAUGGAUUUUCAGAGGAUUGAAUUGGCUGGUGCUGUUGGCAGCAAAGAGGAACUUGAAGUGGACUUCAAAAAACUAAAGCAAAUUAAAAACAGGAUGAAAAAGACUGAUUGGCUAUUCCUCAAUGCUUGUGUGGGGGUUGUAGAAGGUGAUUUAGCUGCCAUAGAAGCAUACAAGUCAUCAGGAGGAGAUAUUGCACGUCAGCUCACCGCAGAUGAAGUACGCUUGCUGAACCGUCCUUCUGCCUUUGAUGUUGGCUAUACUCUUGUACACUUGGCCAUACGUUUCCAGAGGCAGGACAUGUUGGCAAUAUUGCUUACAGAGGUGUCUCAACAAGCAGCAAAGUGUAUUCCAGCAAUGGUGUGUCCUGAACUGACAGAACAAAUCCGGAGGGAAAUAGCUGCAUCUCUUCAUCAGAGAAAGGGGGAUUUUGCUUGCUAUUUUCUAACUGACCUGGUAACAUUUACUUUGCCAGCAGAUAUUGAAGACUUGCCCCCAACAGUCCAAGAAAAAUUAUUUGAUGAGGUACUUGAUAGAGAUGUUCAAAAAGAAUUAGAAGAAGAAUCUCCAAUUAUUAACUGGUCCUUGGAAUUGGCUACACGUUUGGACAGUCGACUAUAUGCACUUUGGAACCGGACUGCAGGAGACUGCUUACUUGAUUCUGUACUACAAGCUACUUGGGGCAUUUAUGACAAGGACUCAGUGCUUCGGAAAGCCCUGCAUGAUAGCCUUCAUGACUGUUCACAUUGGUUUUACACACGCUGGAAAGAUUGGGAAUCCUGGUAUUCUCAGAGUUUUGGUUUACAUUUUUCCUUGAGAGAAGAGCAGUGGCAAGAAGACUGGGCAUUUAUACUCUCUCUUGCUAGUCAGCCUGGAGCAAGUUUGGAACAGACACACAUUUUUGUACUUGCACAUAUUCUUAGACGACCAAUUAUAGUUUAUGGAGUAAAAUACUAUAAGAGUUUCCGGGGAGAAACUUUAGGAUAUACUCGGUUUCAAGGUGUUUAUUUGCCUUUGUUGUGGGAACAGAGUUUUUGUUGGAAAAGUCCAAUUGCUCUGGGCUAUACAAGGGGCCACUUCUCUGCUUUGGUUGCUAUGGAAAAUGAUGGUUAUGGCAACCGAGGUGCUGGUGCUAACCUGAACACCGAUGACGACGUCACCAUCACGUUUUUGCCUCUGGUUGACAGUGAGAGGAAGUUACUCCAUGUGCACUUUCUUUCUGCGCAGGAGCUAGGGAAUGAGGAACAGCAAGAAAAACUGCUCAGGGAGUGGCUGGAUUGCUGUGUGACUGAGGGGGGUGUUCUGGUUGCCAUGCAGAAAAGCUCUCGGCGGCGAAAUCAUCCCCUGGUCACGCAAAUGGUAGAAAAAUGGCUUGACCGCUACCGACAGAUCCGGCCUUGUACAUCCCUGUCUGAUGGAGAGGAAGAUGAAGAUGAUGAAGAUGAAUGAAAAAAAAAUCAGUAUCAGAAGACCAAGGCAUUGGAUCUGUGAUGACCCCAAAGUGUGGUGCUCCAAGCAGAGCGUGCAGCAUGGAAUGAACCAAACCUGGCCGUAUCUGCUCCGGAGUGUUUGCCUGAUCCACACCCAGUGGAGACAGUGCAUCUGAUGCAUGAGGUGACAGAGAACUUUGGUUGGACUACAGUUUGUAAAAAACUAAUUUUAUUAAGACAGAACUUUUUUCCUUUCAAAUUGUAAAUCUGUCUAUAAAUGUAACGCAUGUGGUUGUGUAAGAAAUUGUGUAAUAGGAAAAGUUGUACCAGCAUCUUCAUAUUAUUGAGAAAUUUUUUUCCAGCAUGGGCACUUAAAAAAAGCACAUGGCAGGUGAUUCUUUGUUCCUUUGAGAUACUCUUUUUUCAGUAGAACCGGUAUUCUACCUUCACCUUAAAAGAUCCCUUUUAACAUUAAGUCUCAAAUCUGGAAACUUUUUUGUAGAAAUUAUCCACAGCAAAACAUAAAAAUAAAUAAGCUUUUAUUUUAAUAAUUUAGUUCCUGUUGUGCCCAGUCAAAUCAAAUCUUUUAGGAACAAAACUGCAAGAAAAACUAAGAAUUUUUUAUUGGGUGAACUUCGCAUAGACAUUGUUUCCAUGUUUUGAAGAGGGUUUUGGUUUCUCUUAUUUUUGUUUUCUGAUAUGCCCCUUUUCAGUAUUUAGGUAUUUUGUUUGGAAGAGUGCCCUAAAAUGAGGGUUCUUACUCCAGACUCUGGCAGUGGUCUGUUUGUGAAUAGCUACUCCCUGGAAAAGGGAGCAAGCCCACUUGUGACUAAAUCGAUUGUAUGAAAUUUGCUCAGUUGGACUCCACUGACAAUGUUCUACCCCCAAUUGCCAUGCAGAGGGUCUUUGGAUUCUGUCUUUUAUCAUAACCCCUGCUACUCUAAGCAAAUCUUGUUAGAAGGGCAUGCCUUUCCUUAGGCAGAUUGGGAAUACCAGUUCAGUACAGAAUAAAGAUUUGGAAAAAUGCAAUAAGGUGGUAAAUGCAUUGUAUGAUGAAUUUCUCAGUGUGUAGUCUGAGAAUUUUUGCAUGUCGGUUAAUUGUGGUCAUUCUUAUUUAAAGUUAAAACUAUAAUCUUAGGUAGAAAAAAAAAUUUUUUUAUAUAUAAAAGUAUUAUUUGACCACUUCAGGUAUACAUUCAAUACUGGGUAAAAAUUUCAGACCUAUCUCAGGAACACAAAAAGACUUAGUGUCCUGAUAAGCACUUUCUUAACUAUUGAUAUGGCAAGGAAUUUGGAAAGAAGCCCAAUAUAUAUAUAGACACACACAAACAUAUAUUUUUCCUUCCCUGUGAUGAAAAGGCUGUGAAAACCUUUUUAGUAUUUGCUUGUUUUCUGUUUAGUUGUUACUAAAAUGUGCAUAACCUCAAAUUUGAUGCCAGAAUACUAAAAAUAGAUAAAUACCCAUGAGCUGUCAUGUCUUCAGUUCUUUCCCCACCUCUGAACACUCAGAAAGUUGUUCCCAGGAUGAAAGGAUAAUUUUUGCUGCAUGCUAAAACUUGAAAAUAUUUUUGCAGUAUGAUUCCAUAUAAAUGAAUUUUGAUAUAAUAAUGGUAAAUGUUACUGUUCUAAGUGGUUUAUGUUUUCUUACAAAUUGACUAUGGUUUGCUUUCAUUUUGGUCAGUAGUUAAUAAUCAAAGUUAUUCUGACCUCUUAGCAUCUGUAGUAACUUUCUCCAUGUCUAGGGAUCUUCAGUGGGCAGAGAUCCUGUACUAGAUGCCUGUUAAGCAAAAUCUGCCUUCCCGAUUGAAGAAGCCAAAGAGAAAUACUAGAGGAAAAGCAUCUGGUCACUGUAGUCUACAUUGCAGAUGAUGUUCAGAGAAUUACAGGCUCAGUAUUUAGCUUCUAUCUGUGUGUUGUGGUCUGGUGAGUGUUGUUUCCAUCCAGUUCUCUCUUUAUUUAUUUAUUUAUUAUCAGUGACCCUGACCACAUAUAGUUUGAUAGGUACAGUAUUCUUCCCUGUGGGAAAGAAUUAUAGAUGGUUCCAUUUCCUAGGCUACAAACAGGAAUGGGGCUUUAAAUGGUUUUCAUAGUAGAUUGGCUGUUAAAGGCCAAGUUUUCUGGUAAAUCAUUGCUAUAUUAAGCUCUUGAACUAUUAAACAGCCAUAAUUAUUGUCCCAAGAUAGAGUAGUACAUACUCUUUUGUUGAAGAUUAUAUGUGGCUGGGUGACAGACGUGAAUGUCUUUUGAUCGACUCUGGACAGUAAUAACUGUAUGGACUUAACUUUAUGGUUGUUUUUCUGGGGUGAAAAAGAGUGUGGUGUUUUUUGUUUUGACCUGUUCUUCCUUGAAGUAAACUUAUAAAUACACGAUCAUUUCCAAAAGACUGUUCGGGCAAUGAAGAUCUAAUUAAACAAGACCCAGGUGCACCACGAA